Molecule: messenger RNA, 4040 nt
Organism: Diorhabda sublineata
Lineage: Eukaryota; Metazoa; Arthropoda; Insecta; Coleoptera; Chrysomelidae
Product: vesicular integral-membrane protein VIP36
Exons: 6
Coding region: 27-1085 (352 amino acids)
Biological process (GO): Golgi organization; endoplasmic reticulum organization; endoplasmic reticulum to Golgi vesicle-mediated transport
Cellular component (GO): endoplasmic reticulum membrane; Golgi membrane; COPII-coated ER to Golgi transport vesicle
Molecular function (GO): D-mannose binding
Source: RefSeq, a predicted model, not a curated record
CCUAAAAUUUACGAAAUAACUAAAUCAUGUUUUUAAUUUUCCUUUUAAUUUGGAAUCAUCAUCAGUUAACUUCUGUGCGAUAUUGGAGAAAGAGUGCAAAGAUGUAUUUUAAUUUUUUCUCUAGUGUAAUUUUAUUGUCUCGAUAUUUAAGUGUGAUAAAUUCACAAUCACAAUGGAAUACAAGAGACUUCAUGAAAAGGGAACAUUCAUUAAUUAAACCGUAUUAUGGUUCAGGAAUAGAUAUACCUUUCUGGCAAUUUACCGGGAGCACGAUAGUAACACCUAAUUACAUUCGUUUAGUGGACGAUUCCCAAAGUAAAAGAGGUGCCAUUUGGAAUACUAUGCCCGUUACAAGUCGUAAUUGGGAUAUUCAGGUUCAAUUUAAAGUGCACGGUAAAGGGAAAGAUUUAUUUGGGGAUGGUUUCGCUAUAUGGUAUGCAAAAGAUAGAUUAAUCGAUGGUCCGGUCUUCGGUAGUAAAGAUCUAUUUGAAGGCUUAGCUAUAAUUUUAGACACGUAUAGUAAUCACAACGGACCACAUAAUCAUCAACAUCCUUAUAUUUCUGCUAUGAUCAACAAUGGUAGUUUAUCUUAUGAUCACGAUAGAGAUGGUACUCAUACUCAAUUAGCUGGAUGUGAGGCAAAAUUUAGAAAUUUCGAUCAUGAUACUUAUAUUUCAAUAAAAUACGAAAAUGAUAUAUUAACAGUAUCUACCGAUUUCGAAAACAAAGCUGCUUGGAAAGAAUGUUUCCAGGUAAAAGGAGUGAGAUUACCAACUGGAUAUUACAUAGGAGUUUCAGCGACUACUGGAGAUUUGUCAGAUAACCAUGAUAUUAUGUCCAUACGACUUUACGAACUUGAUUUGGGAGUCGAGGAUUAUACAGGUGAAGAUAGAUCGAAAAUAAUACCAUCUGCAAGUUAUUUUGAAGCUCCAAGGGAUCACGUCGACGAUCCUCCAUCAUCCAUGUCUGGAACAAAAUUAUUCUUCUUAAUGUUGGGUGCCAGUAUCCUCAUUGUAGUAUGCAUAGUUCUGGGAAUUAUGUUUUAUCAAAAACAACAAGAAAAAAGUAGAAAAAGAUUUUAUUGAAAGGGUUAGUUGAGAUAUGUUUAAAUUUUUCAGAAAUGGACAAAAAUGUAUUAUACUGUCUUUUUAAUAUAAUCAACAAAUGUUUUUUCAAAAUAUCUUAUGUUUAUUCAAUUGAUAAGGUGACGAUUGUGUUGUUCGAUUAAAAGGUCAACGUUUUACAUAAAAAAAAAAUCGAAUUUGAACCCAGUGAUACUUUUUCUAUGUAUUUUUAUUAUAUACAGUACAUAUCGAAAGAUUAUACAUUGUCCCUUAUGUCAUAUUUUUUGAAAAUUUUAACAUAAUUUUUCGGUAAAAAUAUAAAAUUUUUAUUUUUAUUAUUUUUGGCCCUGAUAUAGGAAUAACUCAGGGCAUAACAAAAUCGUUUUAAAUAUAACCUGACAACGUUUUUUAUAUAUUAUUAAUCUUCGACUGAUAUUUAUUGUUAAAAGUUGAUGGUUUGAAGAAAUUAUCAGGUUAUUUUAUUGUUUGUGUUUAAUAGUAAUGAAAACAACAGAUUUAUUCUGAUUGGUUUUAGAGCUGUUUCGUGACCCUAACAGGAGCUAUACAUUGAAAAGUCUUUUUUAACCAUUUCUAAGAUAAGUUGUCAAUUCCUUUCCAUUCUUGUAUUUUAUUCUACGAGGGGAUGAAGUAAUGUAUUGAAGUGGUUUCCAUACUGUAGUGUAGGAUUUUUUACUUAUCAUUGACUUAUGUUACGUUUGAUUUGUUGGUAAAUCCCCAUAACUUAAUACCAUAAUUUUGAAUGGGUUUAAUGAUGGUUUUGUAUAUAGUAGAAGCUUGUUUUACAGGAGUCUUUUCGUGUUUUAGGGUUCUUCAAGGAGCUGAACUGUGUUUCGAGGGUUCUCGAGUCUAUUGUGGUAUUUUAUACUUUAAAGGAGGAUUUUUUCUUGUGUAUUACAAGGGUAGUUUGGAUUAACUGUUGAGUAGUGAUAUAGUUUUCAAACUCGUAAAUUUUUUAAGUAUCUAGACAAGGUAUUUUAUGUCUUAGGGAAAUUAUUUUUUCUAAAAACAAACUGUCAUUUGUCGUUAAAAAUUGUUUUUUUUUUUUCGAAAAUACACCGACAUUAGUCAAUAGAGUUUGUUUUUUUAAUAAACCGUCAUUUGUCGUUAGACAUUGCCUUUCAUAAAAGAUUGUUUCAAAAAUAAAGUAUUAUUUGUCCUUGGAGACUGUCUUUGUCAAAAAUAAACUGUCAGGUGUCCUUAGGACGAACAUAAUUAAAUUUGACCUUAAACAUUUGUUUUUUCAUAAACAAAGCCUCAUUUGUCUCUAGAGACUGUCCUUAAAGGCUGUCUGUUUCAAAAACAAAGUGUUAUUUAUCCUUAGAGACUAUAUUUUUCAUAAAUACAGCCUCUUGUUCUUAGAGACUGUUUUUUUCAUAAACAAAGCCCCAUUUUUCCUUAAAGGCUACCUUGAUAAAAAAUCGUCAAAAAAUUAAUCAUAAUUUGUCUUUGACUGUUUUUUUUUCACAAAAAUAGCUUCAGUCCUCAGAGACUUGUUUUUUCGAAAAUAAAGGGUCGUUUGUCCUUUAAGACUGCCUUUUUAAAAAACAAAGACUCAUUUGUUCUUAGAGACUUGUUUUUCGAAAAAUAAAGGGUCUUUUGUCUUUUAAGACUUUCUGUUUCAAAAAACGAAAGACUCAUUUGUCCUUAGAGACUGUCUUUGUCUUUUUAAUAAACACAGCCUUAUUUUUCUUCAAAAUUAAAGCCUCAUGUGUCGCUAGAGACUGUCUUGUUCAGGAAUACAGCCUCAUUUCUCCUUAGAGACUUUCUUCUUUAAAAAUAAAGCCUCAUUUGUCUUUUAGAGGCUUCAUUUAUCAUUAGAGAUUGUCUUUUCCAAUUGUCUUUGAGACCAUCUUUCAAACCACCCCAAACAUCCUACUUUUAAUGGAACUAUCAGAUUUCCAAAAAUCUCACCGCUGAUGAUUUUCCUUGUAAAAUCGACAGAGUCUAGUACGAAUGGGCGUGCAUGUCCAGGUUUUUUGACAUCUUCUGCAGAUCCAAUUUGCUGGACUUGAGUCAAUUAUGCCGACUAAAAAAUCUAAAAAGUGCACAAAUGCGUUUUAACUUGAAUAUCCAUCUGAAUAUCCAACUGAUUUAUCCUCUUCCAUUUUUCUUGUAGUUGCCAUUUUGGAACAGGGAGCAAGUACCACUCUCCUUCCAUUAAUACCGAUUAUAUCAAUUUAGGGUUAUCGCAAGUGCUACCAACAAAAAAAUCAGUCUCUGUACUUGUUAGCAAACACCCUUCUGACCAUUCUUUUCUUCGUAUACUACCAACAACUAUUACACGAAAAUUUUCUAGUUCUUUUAUACGACUAGUAAAUUGGAGCUCCGGGCUAGUAAGGUCCAAUGGUGUGACAUCUUUCUAUGACGAUUUGUUGUCCUUGAUGCCGAUUUAUCAUCUUGCUGCAGGACACAAUAUACGACGGGCUAAUAGGACCCGUUGGUGCGGCAUCUUUUGUAAACAAACCAGCGCCAUUUUUAACUUCCCAGUGCGUUUUAGUUGAUUGAAAUGGCCGCCAAGUGUAAAAUACGGUUUGUUAUUUUUGAUGCCGUUUGAUAUGGAACACCAAUCUAACUGCAAGACACAAUAUAAGAGGGGCUAGUAAGGUCCGUUGGUAUGGUAUCCAUUUUCUUAUUUUCUGUUCUGCAUAAGUUCGUCGUGAGCUGGAGCAAUGAUUAAUAAUCGGGACCGAAAAUGUUUUAGAGAGUUUAAAGAUGGAUGUAGAACUUUCACCCCUCUCCUUUGUAUUUAGUGGAAACAAAAAUGUGUAAGAGGAGGAGAUCCACAAUAAUAAAUCAUGGAUUUAAGCGGAAAGCGCUUCAAUGAUAACGUAGAGGUGAAAGCGAAAUGAAAUCGUGGUUGUUCGAAUAGACGGAGUACUUCUUUCACAAGGGUAUCUUAAUAAAAAACUAAGCAACUGUACAAUGAAAAUAAAUACAUUUUUUUUAAAGAUAAAA